This is a messenger RNA of Antechinus flavipes (yellow-footed antechinus), 3178 nucleotides long. RefSeq names its product CUE domain containing 1 (gene CUEDC1). Bases 71 to 1201 code for a protein of 376 amino acids. The record is from RefSeq and is a predicted model, not a curated record. NCBI's taxonomy places the organism in Eukaryota, Metazoa, Chordata, Mammalia, Dasyuromorphia, Dasyuridae. Gene Ontology annotation, molecular function: ubiquitin binding. The transcript has 10 exons.
GGGUGGGUGGGCUGGGGAGAAUCGAUUUUGGUGCCAAAUUUGAAACAUUUUCCCAAAACAGUUUUGCAAAAUGACAAGCCUGUUCCGCAGGAGCAGCAGCAAUGGUGGGUCCCGGGGUGGGGGGAACGCCUCAGCCCAGGAACUCAACAACAGUCGGCCCGCUCGGCAAGUCCGGCGCCUGGAGUUUAACCAGGCCAUGGAGGACUUCAAGACCAUGUUUCCCAACAUGGACUAUGACAUCAUUGAGUGUGUGCUGAGAGCCAACAAUGGUGCUGUGGAUGCUACCAUUGACCAGUUACUGCAGAUGAAUCUGGAUGGGAGCAGCUAUGAUGACAGCUCAGAUUCGGAUGACAGCAUCCCUCCUGAGAUUUUGGAACGGACUUUGGAACCAGAUAGCUCUGAUGAAGAGCCUCCACCAGUGUAUUCACCUCCUGCCUACCACAUGCACAUGUUUGACAGGCCUUAUCCCCUGGCUCCCCCAACCCCACCUCCCAGGAUAGAUGUGCCUAGUGCUGGGGUCCCCCCAACCCAGAGGCGCUAUCGUAACUGGAACCCCCCACUUCUGGGCAAUCUUCCUGAUGACUUCCUUCGGAUUCUGCCUCAGCAGCUGGAUAGUUUGCAGAAUACCCAGAGUGGCCCCCCAAAGCUAGGGCUUGGGGAAGUCAGCCAACCCAUGGUGGGAAAUCUGGAGGAGGAAUGCCGGUGGAAGCAGUACCUGGAAGAUGAGCGGAUUGCCCUCUUUCUUCAGAAUGAAGAGUUCAUGAAGGAGCUUCAAAGGAACCGAGACUUCCUCCUUGCCCUAGAGAGGGAUCGAUUGAAAUACGAGUCCCAGAAAUCCAAAUCUAGCAACAUGGCCGUCAGUAAUGACUUUGGUUUUCCAUCCACUGUCACAGGUGAUGCUGCCUUGGGAGCCAGCGAAGCCAACCCUGCCGUGUCUGAAGAUGCCUUAUUCAGGGACAAGUUGAAGCACAUGGGGAAAUCCACCCGGAGGAAGUUGUUUGAACUUGCCAGGGCCUUCUCUGAGAAGACCAAGAUGAGGAAGACAAAGAGAAAACAGUUGUUGAAGCACCAGUCGCUGGGGACUGCAGCAUCUACAGCUAAUCUCCUGGAUGACGUGGAAGGCCAUGCGUGUGAAGAAGACUUCCGGGCAAGGAAGCAGGAGACACUCAAGGAGGAGGAAACACCCAGAGAAGGACAGUAAGAGGUGCUGGAGUUCACCGGAGAUGAAAUGUCCUAACGGGCAGCCAAAUAGUGAAGGCCUGGCCUUGGCUGCCCGGACCUGCUGCAGUUAGACAGAGGGUGUGUGAGCAUUGAGGCACCAAGUUUCUCCGGCUAGAGCACUCUGCUCCUCCGAAGCUUUGCUUCCAACUGCCUCUUGUUCUUCCCCUCUUGUGCAGAGUUUUGGAACUUUGGGAUUGCCACAUCGUGAUUGGAGGAAGCAUCUGGGGCUCCCCUGCCAAAGGCAGCUGCCAAUCACAGUAUUCUCUUGUAGCUGUGUUGUUUUAGGGGCAAUGAGGAGAGGGCGAUUUUCCUCUCCCAUUUUAAAAAAUGUCUCUCUGUAGCCUCUUGGCUUCCCUUCCCUCCCUCCCACCAUUCCUCUCCCUAAAGGAGCAAGUCCAAUCAGUGGGAGGGUUGGACACAUAAAGCACAGGCCCAAGUUAAUGUAUGGGCAAGGACAAAAUGGAUCCUCAUCUCCCCUCAAGUCCCUAUCUCUUUCUCAGACUAGUCUAGACUUCACUGAAGAGUUGGAGACAUCAUCUAAUCUUCCCAUCCCUCUCAAACAUCCCGCUCUUUUUCUUUCCUGAGCCCCUGGCUGCUAUUUUUCAGGAUGAGACUUAUCUUCCCACUCUUGUUCCCUCUCGAGAGGUCCUUCAGCCACAAGGAUGAAGAAACAGGGACAGAUGGGAAAACCACACUUGGACUGGAGUAGCAGAAGGGGAUGGGUUUUCUGUGAUGAUCUAGAGCAGAAUGCCUAACUGGGAGAAGUUUCCUGAAGUCUUCCCUAAGGUUGUGGCCUCCCAGAAAAAGGGGCUUAGAGGGAUAGCUCUAGAGCUGGAAAUAAGUCAUUUAAUCUAAACCAUUCAUUUUCCAGAUGAGGAAACUAGGGUCCAGAAAGGUUCAUUGAUCCACCCAAGAUUACACAAGUAUUUUUUUUUUUUUUUUGACAGAAAUGGGAUCUGAACUCAGGUUCUAUAAUUCCCAGUUCAGAGUUCCAUGUAUUCUUCCCACUGUGCCAUAAGCAGAGAAAUAAUGUCAUAGGGAAAACUCUCACCUAUUAUAUUGGAGGUUGGUGGUGGUAGUGGUAGGGGACCCUUUCUAAUAAUCUGAAAGACAGGAUGGAACACUUGUUUCCCUUAUUCCUGUUGGGAAAUAGAAUGGGGGAAAGUUGUCCAAUACGGAGUCAGCAGAAGUAGAAAGCUAUUGGGCAUAAUACCAGCUUUAAACUACUGGGCUAGACUUCUAGGCUCAAGACACUCUACAGGCUAGGAUGAUGGGGGAAAAGAAAAGGGAAGAUAGAGGGGCUCUAGUUGGCAGAGGAGGGGAGCAGGUUUCCCCUAUCCUCUGGAAGUACUCUUAUUAAGCUGACCCUAGAUCUUGAGGGAGGAGCUUGCUGCUCAUAAGUAGAAAAUGUUAAACUUGAGGCUAUCUGAGCUAGAAAGAACAGUGGAGAAACAACUGUUUUUUUAAUACAGUGUGCAGGGGCAAGGGGUGGAGUUGCCCUGGGUAUCACCUGCUUAGCCUUGAAAGCUGGCCUCAGUGCAGGCUGAGUCCUGUUUAGGGUGGGGAAGAAACCUGUUCUAAGAGGAAGCUCUACAGGGGGCCUAUUCACUCUCUCACUAACCUACUCAUUGUCCCAGAGAGUUUACUCUCUCUGCCUCUUCACAUUAAUGGGUUGUUACAGGGAUAGGGAGAAGUUGAUCUGAGGAAUCAGGAAGCUUGGAAAGAGAAGAGUUUUUAGGAGAGGGGUUUUCAGCUUCACUAAAGCAUCAAAUCUCUACUGCUCAGUAUGGAGCUUGGUUAUUGUUAAUAGUGGGGUAGGAGGAGGAAGUCUAUAGCUGAUUUGGGGGGGAAAUUAGCAGGAAAUCAAGAUCAAAUGAGAUUAUUCUUAUAGUAUUCUUUCUCCUAGCAAAGAAAGGAGGGGAAAGAGGGGGGAAAAGAGAGAGAGAGAGAGAGAGAG